AUGAAUCCCAUAGGCACAGAGUUUAUUAUAGGCCUGCUGGCGAUUGGCGUCAAUUAUGUUGCUACUUUUAAAAUACCAUCUAGCUCUUUAUUAAAGGAUCCUGUACCAACAUUAUCGGCUACUGUGCCAGUUUUAUUUGUGGGCCAUGUCAUCUUGAUCAUCUUGGCCAAUUUAUUCAGAGGAACUAUCAACAAAGCUUUCAAAACAGUAGGAUGUAGCAUAUUAGUUACAAUGGCUGCAGUCGGCAUUUUACAUCUUUUGAUAGUCUUAUUUGGUGCACCACUCAUUGAAAAAAUACCCAACACCUUCUUAUUCUCAGCUUAUCUAUCCAUCCUUACCAUUAUGCCCUGUUUCGAGUCUUUGACAGAAUCAGUUUGGAUCAAGGUCUUUUUACAACAUAGCCCUACAACGACAUCAGAAAUUUAUGCAUAUGCUCAAGCCAUCUGUGCAUUGUCGGGUGCGUGGAUAGGCGCUAUUGUGCUACCGUUGGAUUGGGACAAAGAGUGGCAAGCAUGGCCUAUCUCAUGUGUUAUUUCCACAUAUGUGGGCCAUUCUGUAGGUGUAUUGGCAGCUUUCGUUUGGUCUUCGUUAAAAUUAUUAUUUGGCAAAAAGAAGACGGAAUAA
Mycotypha africana is the source of this 624-nucleotide messenger RNA. Its product is annotated as GPI biosynthesis protein Pig-F. Lineage: Eukaryota; Fungi; Mucoromycota; Mucoromycetes; Mucorales; Mycotyphaceae. Gene Ontology annotation, cellular component: endoplasmic reticulum membrane. Gene Ontology annotation, biological process: GPI anchor biosynthetic process. Bases 1 to 624 code for a protein of 207 amino acids. The record is from RefSeq and is a predicted model, not a curated record. The transcript is spliced from 4 exons.